CUGGUAUCCCGUGGAGCUUGAGUUUCCUAAUCACCUAGUUUUAAAGCAUCUUGUCAACAAGUUCGCGUCAGAAUAAUCAUGGAUUCGCUGUUCGUAGCAAGUCUCCUGUUCUUCUUUGCUGUUGUGUGUUUAAAUCCAAGUUUAACUACAGGUACGCUUUACUGUUUAUAUAAUAAAACUAUUUACCAUAGUGAAAUAAGCCGGUGUUCGCCCGAUAUCGAUCCGAACUGCCCCAACAUGUAAAAUUGUAUAACAUAUUCCGUCCGAAAUCUAUGUUGUCAGCCCAGGGUAUGUAAUUAAACGGAAACCUUGGCGCAACACUUUUAAAUAGAAAUCAAGCAUUUUCCCGGGCUGUCCAGAUUAUCAUAAACUGCGUCAAAAUGCGCAAAAUGAUGAACAUCUUGAGAAAAUAUUUACAUCGGUGAAAAGCAAUCCAGCUCGAUUUCAGUUGUUUGCGCGUCUGGCGUACGCGUUUCACAUUUUUGACUGUGCCCGCGAGAGACGCGCGGACGGCUGCCAAAUCUACUCGUUGAAAUAUACGGAUUGUAGCCUAUAUGAAAAUCUUUAGUGUUAUUAACUAUAUCGUAUGAAUUUGGUACAGUUUCAUUAUCAAAAUAAUAAGACGAUGCUAGAACUAUUUGUGAAACUAUUUAUCACGGCUUGAAAUUCUAGUGUUGUCUACACGAAAGUCAAAUCUCGAGUCACAUUUUGGUUAUUUUUUCCAUCAUGAACAGAAACUAAACGAGGUUGAAAGUUUUCGCGUCAUGUUCGUUCGUUUCAUGUCCAUUCGUUUCAUAUCCAUUGUUCAUUUCUUUUGUGCUGUUUGUUUAUCUUGACAUCGACUUCCUUCAUACAUGCAUGCAUGCAUGCAUGCAAUUCUCUACUAAUCGGGUAAUGCGCGUCUAUCAAGGUUAAAAAAGAUUUAAAGGAGUUUUGGAAAUCUUUAAAAAACCUGAAAUCGGAUUGCCGGGAUUGGCAUUGUUAUUCUACAAGCAUCUGAUUUAAAGCUUCUUGUUUAUCUUGUUACUGUCAGAUCUCAGGUUCCGUAAAAUCUUGGUAUAAACGGCAAACCGCAAACGUGGUGUUCCAUUAUUGUAGGUAAUGAUGAAAUAUAUAAUUGAAGAAUUGCGUAUUAGACUGCCUAAAUCUGUCUAACAUCGAACUACCUGAAAAAUAUAACACUACAUACUUCCAAGCUCUUGUUAAUUCCUCAAGUGCGGAUUACAAAUAUCAUUAUCAUCUCAUAUAUACCAGGACGUUUCAGACAGCCGGAUGUUCAAAAUAAUGUUAUCGAUAUCGUCUCUGUAUUAUAAAUUACCCUUGCUACGAUAGCAGAAUUGAUUCGAAAAAUGGUUGUGUUUCUUAGGUCUUUUUUUUCUCCCAAAAUUAAUUUCAACCAAUUUCAACCGCCUUCACUGUACAUUUGGGGGUUGAUUCAUCUCUGAUCUCUUUGAAAUUUACAGUGUUUGAUAAAAUACUUCAAGACUGUUGGUUUUACAGAAUAUAUAAAUAUAAUACGAUGCAUUCUGUUUGGGAAAUUAAAUCUUAAAAUUAUCGGAGCUUGUAUGGAUUUAGCAAAGAAGACUGAAAAGCCUCUGCUAAAAAUAUAUUUAAAAAAAUGUUUAUUAAGCUUCUGCCUUCUAGUAAUGGAUAAAACGUACAAGCUAGUUAACUAAUUAACUCCACCAUGGACCACUGACGUUAGUUUUGUCAUUGACAUUGUUCAUUAAUUAAAUCAUAUACCUUUGAAACUUUCUAGUUUGAAACCAGAUAGUUCUGACUCCCUCAUGCAUUGUCAUUGAUGACUUCCGCUGUAUUUAAACCCUUGCUAAUCUUUGACAAAUUGCCUGUAGUUUAGCUAAAACAAUCCGCGUUUCGUUCUUAUUAAGAUAAAUCGCAUAAUUUGAACAAGGAGGACAGCACACAUAUGCAUUUGAUUUAAAUCUCAUGUAUAUGUAUGCACCUAUUUUGGGACGUUUAUCUUGCUUGUUGUUUAAAAGAUAACUGCAAGACGAAAUAUAUCGCUAAUUUUAUUAUAGUCUGAAGCUGGAAACCCGGUAAACUUCAAAGCCAUAAAAUAGCCGUAUGUCUCAACUUCAUGAAAUAUUAUUCAUUGUGGUUGCGCUUUUCAUCGUAGGACUUAGUCUUAGCUAUCUCUAUUGAACCGUCGCGUAAUUUAUACGAAAACACAAGUAAACAGUGCACAAAUUAACCAUCACAAAAUUAUGUUGAUAGAAUAUGAUUUUAUCUUGCUAUCCAAAUACAUUAGUCUAGUUUUGCAUUCCAAUCUUACACAAUUAGCUGUGAUAACUGCAAGCUUUCAAGUGUUUUAUAAAACAGUUUGAAUAUCCAUCGAGUUUUCAGGAAAUAUGAAAUUUGAUGAAGCGAUAUUCAAUAAUAUUUUCAGCGAACGCUUCCUAUCACCUAUAUAUUGCAAUGAUAUUCCAUAUAUAGUGACGCUGAUAUAGACCUAAUCUUUAAAUUAUUUUUAUCAAUUUUAAUUGAAAGUUGAAUUUUUAUUGCAAACAUACGUGUUCAGUUCAUUAAAAUCAUGACAGUUCAUUAAAAUUUAAAAAAGGUUAUCCUGUAUACACAUGGAACGAGCUAGGAUGAACCAAAUGUGAAGUAUUAUCAUAUAUUAUGGCGUUUGUCUUUCAUUUCAUAAAUUUUCCUUUAUACUAUAGUCCUUUUAAAUGGCAAGAGAUGUCUAGAAAAGACAGAUUUUAGUUGGAGAUUGGUAUUUGAGUCAAAACCGCAACUUUUUUUACAGAUCAUACGGUCAAAAAAUGUUCCUACUUCGAGCUGGCUCUGGCAAAAUAACUAGAUUAAUUUAUCAUGAAUGAUGAAAGCACAUUUUGCGUUGCCAAACAAAACUUUUAGUCCUACAGAGAAUAUUUCUAGUAAGUUCCCGAACACACAACUUAAUUUAAGAAGAUAAUCUUUUAAUGGUAUAUGCGUCAAACAUUUGUUAAAAUGAUUAUCGCAGCGCAAACAAGCCGUGUAGACAUGUGUUUAAUAUUUACAAGAUUAUAAAUAAACCUCUGCUAUCGCAUUUUUGACAAUCUUCCAGAUAAAACGUCUCAAUUUGCGCUUUGAACAAGCUGAAACCAGCAAUCUAAUCCGACUUCCUUUAAGCUGAAGUUGACGCGUAAUUUCAGGAACAACUUCCUGCCGUAGCACGAUAAUAUCCCACGCUUUUGACAGUUUCUGGAACUAGUUGUUGCGCAAAUUGCUGUCAAAACAAACGCUUCUCGAUUUUUGGCAGCUGAAGCAAGUCACAGUAUGCGCGCUUAAUUCUUACACAUAGGGCUAACACAUAGGUUUAUUUAUUAACGAUCUCUGGGACGGAAUUUUGUUGGGUGAUAACUUUCACCGAAGAAAACACGAGAAAAUCAUCGCUAAAAUCGGCGUGGCCAGCAUGAAAAAAAAUCGACUCGACAUGAGCACGAUCUGCGCAUGCGUGUAAAUUGUAGCGUGUGAUUUAUAGUGAUUUCAACUUUUUGGCUUACAAUACAUAAGAAAACAGAUAUUUCUGACUUGUUUGACAUGAAAAUAAAAUAUUAAUCUUGAAAAUACUAAUAAAAACACUAUUAUAGGCAUUGUAUUAAAUCCAGUGUUAGUUUACAUUUGUUUUUGUUGUUAAAAUCGGUGUGAAAACUUUUCAAAACAUCGAACUACAAGUUUAACUUUUCAUAUAAAACAACUCAUAACUGUUUUAUUUGAUUUAGCAGAUAAAACGAUACCUGUAAAUUGAAUUGAUUGACAGAACUUAUAUAAGUUGCGGCAACAGUUCACUACUGUUCAAGAGUUAAUAGAAGACAGUAUCAUUUCAGUUUGACAGCUCGCAAAACAACAAGUUGAAAAUUUUGAGCAAUAUGAAAGACAAUACUGAACGUAAAUACGUAAAAACACACUAAAAGAUAGGUUAAACUAGUUAAUAACAUACGUACUGUUCGAAUUCAGAAAAAAUUAGGAUUAUAAUGAAAAAAUGGGGCUUUCUUUGUAGAUAAAAACGCAAAAAAACUUCCCACGGCUUGUUUCAAUAUUUUUGCCGAACAGUAAACACGAUUCCACGCGCAGGUCGCGAGGAUGAAGUCUGAUCUAUAUAAAUCGUAUUUAAACUGUACUAACUGUAGGGAGCCACCUCCAAGAUGCCAUUAGCAUGUCGAUGUAUCGAGAUGCAAUAAUAGCUUUUCACAGCGAUACCACACAAAAAAUAUCUUAUCUCAAUCGGAUAAUAAGCCCUACUAUUGCCCAUUCAUUGGCCGGGUUGAACAAAACUGACCUGGACAAUUGGUUGUGGCUUUGCGGGCGAGCAUGCAUAAUCAAUAAGUGGUUUUUAUAGUUCAAGUUUUCUGGUCCCUAGCGCCCCGGUAUACAUAUGCACGAACAAAGUUUCCUUGUCCAAAUUGAACAAAGUUUCCUUGCAAAUAAAGCUGAAAAUACUUGUCAAAGAGAGGGUCAGCACGAAGCUCUAGGAAGAUGUUCUGUGAUUGGUUGAUUAUGAUAAUGACAAAAGAAUAAUCUAUAGAAUGGAUUUUCUAAAGAACAAAGCAAGAACAAUAUUCCUUUUGUUUAUGUAAGCCAAUUACCGUCUUUUGUCAUUGUCGUAAUCAACCAGUCACAGAACAUCUUCCUAGAGCUUCGUGUUUUACUGCAAGGAGAAAUUGCCCGGGGAUUUGGGUCUUUGAGAAUAUAGAAAGCUAAAUAAUAUAGCAGAAUUGUGCAAUUUCUGAUGUGGUUUUACGAUUGCAGUGAAUAAAUAGUUAUUGACUAAAUUUUGGUAUGUUUUGACAGGAAGACGAACAAGAGUUCCAAAAGUAAAAUGCUUCAAGGCGUACAAAUCAGACAGCAAUUCCUGCAAGAAGAGAAUGAAAGGUCGUUACACGUUUACAGAUUGUUGUGAAAAGAAUGGAGGGGUAGCAUAUCAAGUUGGAAAAUCGAAACGAGGCAAAAGGAAAUGUGUUCCUUGCACUACAGGUAAGAAGCAUGGGCGUAGGGAAUAGGGGGGCACUAGGGGAGCACCCCCCACCCCCAAUAUUUGAUAAAGCAGCUCGCUGCAUGUCUAUAUUCUCACAACCUUUCCAAAUUUCCGAUCCUGCAGUCCAAUUAACUUGCUGUUCUUUUAAUAAAAGGACAUUGGCAAUAAAAGAUAGGUUGAAAAUAUGCAUGCACGUUACGUCAAGAGAGGGGUCACGCUAAAUUUUUAUCUUGAGAGUAUGAACGAUCAAUAUGGUUGCUGUCUGAAAUUUAGAAUUGAUUGUAAACAUUUCAAACAAUUUUGGAUCGGUCAUUUUAGAGUAAUUUUAUAUGGUUAACCAAACUCCUGACAACAUAUAGUUAAUGAGGUCAAGAAUUAGACCAAUAUGCCCGUACAGCUUCGUACAGCUCAUUAAUUUUAAUCUAAAAUUCGAGAACCAAAAAUGACAAAUCGGUAAUAUAAUUUUAAGAGUUUCUUUUGAACGAGACAAACUAUUUUUUUGUAGUGCCAAUGUCCAUUAUGGGUUAAUUAAUUUUCAUGCACUGUUCAAAAUAUAUCAGUGUGUAAAUGUGUGUUUGUAGUGGGACUUUUGGCCUGUUGACUGAUGACCACUGAUGCAUUCAACCCUUAUGUUUUUUUUAUCUUUGUGUAUAUUCUAAAAUUUAAUAUCUAUUUGUUAUUUGUUAAUGUAUGAAAAGGUUGCAAAGUUAAUAAAUAAAUGAAUGAUUACCUUUCGGUCUGAUCCACCCUAGCUGACUGAUGGAUUUUUAACGAAUACACCCUUUUCAUAAAUGCUGCCGAUUAAAAAUUCUUUUAUGUGCAUAUAAAUUGGCCCAACUAGCCUCGUUCUCAUGUUAAGAUUUCAAAGGAAUUUUUACCCAGAAACAAGGCUAGUUGGGCAAUUUAUAUGCACAUAAAAGAAUUUUUAAUCGGCAGCCAUUUAUGAAAAGGGUGUAUGGGGAUUCGUAUAUUUCCGUUUAUAUUUCAGUGGAAAACUGGAGUGCCUGGGGAGAGUGGACGAAGUGUAAUUCUCCAUGUGGUCCUGGGGUAUCUAGACGAGUCAGGAAAUGUCUGGACAUUAACGACAUAGGGUGCCCGGGAGGUCGUAGUGAAAAGAAGAAAUGCGUGCAUCCUACUAUACCCAAUUGCGCAAGUAUGUGCUGUAUUUUCUUUUAUUUAUUUUUUAUUAAAGGCGGUAUAUUUAGUUACCCACGCUGACCUCUUCAGCAAAGGCUAUUUCAAAUGGGUUUUCAAAAUAAUGAACAAUUUAUAUACACCAAGCCAUUUCAUAUUUUCAUAGCAAGUCUACGUUGCUUUAAGGUCAGUUAGUCCGUAUUGAAGAUCAUAUAAGGCUGCUUCAGAUUGACCUUGUCCAUUUCUAUACCCUAAUAUCACCUUGGCAGCUCUAUUUUAGAGUGUUUGGAGCUUAUUUGAAAGUGUGGUACUAACUGCCCCUCCUAUACGCCAAGGCAGCAGUAGUCAAAAUAUGCUUCAACCAGAGCAUAAUAGACAUAUUUUAAAGGUUUAAAUUUCACUCGUAUUUCCCUGACAAAACUUUGCAGUGGCCAACCAUGAAAGUGUCACUAAAUAAGUACAGUAUUUUUUUAGAUGAAAUUUUCGGGUGUAAUUUGUGUAUUUUUGUACAAUUUUACACCUAAGCAGGAGCAGUUUUGAAAAAUGCAACUCUAGGCCCUCUGGCAAGAAUUGAACCUGAAUCUAAGGGACGGGUCAUUAUUUAUGGUGGGGGGUAACACCGAAGAGAAAUGUUUUUCGUGGCAAAAAUUUUGCUGACCCAACAUUAUAAAGUAAAAAAUUUGACUGCCCAACCUUGAAAAUCAAUUAAAAAAUAAAUACCCACCCCUGGCCAAAACUUUACAAAAGGAUACCAUUCAAUUGUCACACAUGUCCUUUACCACUUCUGUGACAUGAGUUUGAUAAUGGUUUGUGAACGUUUCUGCAGUCUAAAGUUUCAUAUUGUCUGCACAUGUAGUUUCUUUGGAGACAUCAUUUGUCUCCUGACAAAUCGGAAAAUAUCAAGAUAGUGAUUCUGGCAGAUUUACAUAUUGUAUUGGCACAUGACUGUUGACAUUGCUUUCUAGACUUCAAUAUUUUAGUAAGACAUGCUUUGGAAGUGACAACAUUUUUUUCUUACCCAACCCUUGAGUUUUUUUGUUUUUCAUUUACCCAACCUUUUACUAACUCAAAAUUUUGUUUACCCAACCAUUUUCUCUUUGGUGCCACCCCCCACCAUAAAUAAUGACCGCUCCCUAACCAACUGAGAUAAGUCAGUUGUCGAACUCUAACAACAAGUUCAUUGUAUAUAUACUUAUCUCAUUCGAUGGACAAGCUACAUGACAUGAAAGGGUUUUUAUAUGGGAAUUUCGAAUGAGAAUACAUAUAGCUUGUAUAACAUGUACAUAUUUGUGCGUUUUAACGUGUGUCUUGUAUAUUUUUAUUGCAGUCCAUGGCGGUUGGUCUGAUUGGGGAAACUGGACUAUGUGUUCUGAGACAUGCGGCGAAGGUCUUCAACUACGAUUCCGCAGUUGCACCAAUCCCAAGCCUCAGUUUGGUGGACGAGACUGCAAGGGCGCUAGAGAGGACAAACAGGACUGUAUGGAAACAGAACAUUGUCCAAGUAUGUAAAUAUAAUCAUUAGACUUGGCUGCACGUGACCCUUGGUUAGCUGCUCUUAAUAUGCUUUCCCAACACUAUCAUGUACGAUGUAUUCUAUUUAAAUUAAAACAUAGUUCAAAAACUCAAAUUAACCUUUAUUUUGUUAGGCUACAUCAUAGUCUUUCAAAACAUGAUUUGCACACUCCGCUAAAGUCUUUGUUCUAUCUUUUUGUUCGCGUUUAUGCAGUUUUGUGCACGGUGUACGGUCAAUAAACACAUUACAUUUCAGUAUAAUGAGCGAAUCAUCCAAUAGCAACGUUUCAGUCAGUCAUUCAACCAUGCUAUUUAAAUAUUAAUAAACCUAAAACAAAGGAUAUGCACGGUGUAAGGGGUACGGCUCAACAUAAACACACAGCUCAUUAUAUAGCCGCUUUGAAGUUUACUGACUUUCCAGAAAAUGUCUCGGAAGACAAUGGCUUCAUUUACAUUAUAUCGGAUAGGUUUUUGCUUCGUUUGCCGAAACGUUACGAUUACGACCCCCAAGUGUAAACAGGAUUCCGCCCAAGCUUUUCUAUGACUUCGCCAUAUUUACCAAAAAUAUUGCAGACAUCAAUUUGAAGGAGUGAGUAAGCUAUACCCGUAAAUAAGGUUAGAAUAAUCACGAAUUGAAACUUAUAAAGAUUCCUACCACUUGGAAAGAUUCGGCUACCACCUAGAACGAUUGCUACCGCUUUGAUGAGCUUUGAUGUAGAAAUUUAUACGAUUACAUCAUUUUAUAUCGGAACACAAGCCAGGUACCGAUUUUUGUGGCGCUACGCAAGCUAUAUCCGGCAAUGUAAAAUUUUGAAAGGUAUGCAAUUUAUUCAUACAUCUUUGAUUGCAUUCAUUGCAUCAUCUCUUCCGUUUAGUCGACGGGGAUUGGGGCGAAUGGGGAUCUUGGGCGAGCUGUUCGGUCACAUGUGAUAUAGGAUGGAAUUACCGUAAACGAAAAUGCGACAAUCCUAAGCCUAAGUAUGGUGGAAAACCAUGCAAUCCAGAGGAGGGGACUGGUCGACGAAGUUGUUCCGUGUAUAAGGAAUGCGAUGGUAAGAAUGUCGGAAAGUUUCGCGAUGUGCGCAUGUGCGUUACUAUUUGAGCUUUAUAUAGAAUUAUAUAACUGGAGUGAAGACUUCGAAUCCGUACUUUAUAGUAAAAUAAUGCGUUUAAAUUCGAGCUGGGAAAAUAGCUUGAUGAUGAGGUAAUGCAGUCUAAUAGUUCUUGCUCAGAUCGAUGCUGGUAGAUAUAAAACACGUAUAAGCGUACGGGCCUGAUACUUUUCAGCAUGGGCGUACCGGAAGGAAAAAAUUAGGGGGGCGGAAAGAAAAUUGCCCGACUUUUCGGGAUUCUGCCCGACUAGUACCAAAAAAAUUUUUCCGGAAAAAUUAUUUUGGCGACCUCCCCCCCCCGGAACAUACCACAAAUUUUCGAAAAAUCACAAAAUUUGCCAAAAAAUUGACUUAAUUUUACACAAAAUUGACAGAAUUUGUCCCAUUUUUUUUUUUAUUGCAAACCGAAAUUGCCCGACUGUUGAUCGAAUAUUGCCCGACUGCCCAAAAAACUGGGGGGGGCUACCGCCCCCCCCCCGCCCGGUACGCCUAUGCUUUUCAGCGAGGAAUGCACGGCUUAAAAGUUUGCCCGAAUGUUUGUGGAAUAUUGUAAUGAAAUGACACGGAAUUUAACAUAUUUUGUGAUUACAUUAGCCAAAAAUGUAGAAUUUUGUAUUCAUUUUUCUAGCAUUUGCCCGAAUGGUUUCUAAGUUAACAGCUUGACUUUAAUAUAAACGUAACUGAACUGAGAGCAUUUUAAACAUUUGUGGUUUAUUAGUAUAAACUGCAAAGCUUUCUGUUUUGUACUACGAUACCACAUAAACUGCAAUACCCUGUGUGUCUGUGUGUUGUCCGCACGGUAACUCGAGCAUUAUCAAACGUAUUAUUACAAAAAUUUGCGAGACUAAAGGUGGAGUAAUACGAGCAACAAAAUUGCUGCAACUUGCAACAAAAUCUGAUUUCAACGCAUGUUAAUUGAAAAUGUUCACACAUACAUUACAAAUCACGAGGCAACAUAUGUCAACAUUUUUACUUAACAUACGUUGAAAUCAGAUUUUGUUGCAAGUUGCAGCAAUUCUGUUGCUCGUAUUACUCCAACUUAAAUGGACAUUGCCCAAGGACAAAUAGAUCAAAAUUUUUGGUUAAAUUUUAUGCAUCAUGAGAAAUUAGCAAAAGGUUGUCUGUUUUGCCGGGCAAAGAAAACCGAAUGCCUAAUUGUCUUUUGUAUUUAGUUUAUACAUGAUACAUAAAUUUCAUAUUUCGCUGUGGAGUCUCAGGGCGCGUCAUAUAGUUAAUGUAGUUGCUACCAAGAAAUUAUAAUUUAUCUUGUAGGCGAAUCUUCAGGCUCGGGGUCCGGCGAGUCAUCGGGAUCGUCAGGGGAUGCUUCGGGAUCAGGAUCUGGGAGUGGCGAGGGAUCAGCGGACGAGGCUAGGGACGAAGGCAGAGACAGUGAUGACGACGAGGGAAGCGCGGGGUCUGGAGAGGACAAGUCGGAGAAUGAAAGUUCGGGGAAUAAAACCGGAAGUGAUUUCGAUUUUAAUUAAGCUACCGAUAACAUUGGCUAAAACACAAUUAUUUCAUCCAAUAUAUAUAUAUAGAUUUAUGAAAUCUCAGAGUUAUAGGUCAUUGGCAAUAAAUUAGUUUGUCAUAUCUUGCUUAGUUCUCGAAAUAUUUAGACCGAAAUUAAUGAGCUGUGCGUCAUCUUGGACUAAUUCUUGACCUCAUUAACUAUGGUUUUGAUGAUGUCAGGAGUUGGGUUACCAUAUAAAACUAUACUCUAAAAUGACCGAGUAACAAUCCAAACUGAUUGUUUGAAAUGUUUUUGAUCAUUUCUAAAUUUCAGACAGCUACCAGAAACAAAGUUUUGGACCCAUCUAUUGAUCGCUUACUCUCAAGAUAAAAAAUUAGCGUGACCCCUCUCUUGACGUAACAUGCAUAUCCUCAAUAAUCCAAGAUGGCGAACAGCCCGCUUUUUUCGUUCGAAAUAUUUUGAAAACUAAGCAAGAUAUAAACAAUCUGUAAUAGAGUUUAAUAUAUAGUUGUAAGAGUUCUUUCAAAUGAACUAAACUAAUUUUUUAUUGCCAAUGUCCUUUAAUAAAGUAGUGAAAAAGAGUGUAAAUAUUUUCCAAUGAAGUUUUGUAAUAGUUCAGUUGCUUAAUUAGGUCACGAGGUUGCCGAAUUAAUCGCGAUCAGUGACAUCCCCGGUUAAAGACACCAAUGCCUUUUUGUGUGAUGCAGGUUUUUCAGUUGCACACACUUCAGAGGAUGUGUUUACCAUUUAAGUAAAAUUAAUUCAGAAGUGCUCAUUUACACUGGUGGUAGAACGUACUCAGACCACCUUUUACGUAAUUUUGAAAUCUGAGCUACGUUUCUAGAGUGCCAUUUCUUCCAUUUUGGGGGAGAUUUUAUAAGUAUUCCGAAGGUAGCAAAUUCUCAUUUUAAGAACGCUCUAUUUUAUAUUCUAAAAUUACACA
Paramuricea clavata is the source of this 11153-nucleotide messenger RNA. NCBI's taxonomy places the organism in Eukaryota, Metazoa, Cnidaria, Anthozoa, Malacalcyonacea, Plexauridae. The record is from the annotation of a GenBank genome assembly.